This is a messenger RNA of Saccostrea echinata, 1122 nucleotides long. RefSeq lists its product as uncharacterized. The record is from RefSeq and is a predicted model, not a curated record. The transcript has 7 exons. Gene Ontology annotation, biological process: protein ubiquitination. The coding region runs from base 1 to 1122 and encodes 373 amino acids. Gene Ontology annotation, molecular function: ubiquitin-protein transferase activity; zinc ion binding. Gene Ontology annotation, cellular component: cytoplasm. NCBI's taxonomy places the organism in Eukaryota, Metazoa, Mollusca, Bivalvia, Ostreida, Ostreidae.
AUGGGGGAACUGUGUAAAAUAAUCUUACCUAUCAACGGAAAAAAUACUAAGAAAGAAUGCCUGACAGAUAUUUUUACAAGGUGUUACAUCAAACUUCUCAAAUUAUCUUUAGGUGAUUAUCCUGCAACACUUGUUACAACAAGGAGAGGCAGUGGUAUUCCUCCGUACCGGGGAUCCAUGGAGCGCUCAGAAACAUUCGAAAGAGUUCCUCUCUUUCCUUUUGUUGGCGGUGUCGUUCAUCCACAAAUACAGUGUGAAGCUUGCAGCAACUAUCCAAUAAAAGGGAUCCGAUGGAAGUGCAGCGACUGUGAUGACUUUGAUCUGUGUGACCCUUGUUAUAUCAUUUACAAACACGCCAAAAGUCACAGCUUUUUAAGGAUUGAUGCGGCAAUUUCUAGACCACAUUACGUGGAGAAAACGAACGUUCAUGUACAUAUAGAGUGUGAUGGCUGCGGCGACUGUCCUAUAAAGGGGACUCGAUGGAAGUGCAGCGACUGUGAUGACUUUGACCUGUGUAACCCAUGUUACAUCAUUAAGAAACACGUCAUAAGGCACAGCUUUUUACAGAUUGAUGCGCCAAAUUCAAGAUCGGCCAAUUGUAGUGUGAACAAACCUUUUGACUUAUUUUCCAUGGCCCACAUAAGAGGACUGCAUAGGAAAUUGAAAAUUGAUGAAGGUGUCGUUCAUCCACAAAUCCAGUGUGAUGCAUGCAGCGACUGCCCAAUAAAAGGGAUCCGAUGGAAGUGCAGCGACUGUGAUGACUUUGAUCUGUGUGACCCUUGUUACACCAUUUACAAACACGCCAAAAGUCACAGCUUUUUAAGGAUUGAUGCGGCAAUUUCUAGACCACAUCACAUGGGGAAAAUAAACGUUCAUGUACAUAUAGAGUGUGAUGGCUGCGGCGACUGUCCUAUAAAGGGGACUCGAUGGAAGUGCAGCGACUGUGAUGACUUUGACCUUUGUGACCAUUGUUAUAUCAUUACAAAACACACCAUAAGACACAGCUUUUUACAGAUUGAUGCGCCAAAUUCCAGAUCGGUAGCCACUACAAGGAAAUGCAUCGGUACUCCUCCGGAAUGGGAAAUCAUGGGGCGAUCAGAAUACCAUGGAACUUUGCAGUAA